AGCGGAGCGGCCGAGGCCGGACAACGCGGCUUGGAUCGCGGAGCCGCGAGCAGCGCUGGGUAACGGCCGCGGCGACCGCCUGGACGGCCCCUGUCCCCGCUGGCGGGCUUCCCUGUCGCCGUUCGCUGCGCUGCCGGUCUUGCAGCCUUACAGUCAUUUGUAAUGGUUACCUCAGAUUCCCCUGCUGUGGUUAACGUUAAACCUAGGAGGUCAGAUGCUCUAAGUGAACAUGUUUAGUGCUGUGCCCGACAAAAGCAAGCAAUCAAAAUGGGACUUCCUUGAGGGCAGGCCUGUCUUGCAUCUGUUUCUCCACCACCUAGCCUGGAAUAUACCACCUAGUUCUUCUGCCUGGAAACUGUUAAAAUUCCCGUGAAUACUUCCAAAGAUAGUUUAUAUAUGUACUGGCCUUAUGGGUUUCUAGAAGGAAAAUCACAGAGGUAAAGCAUCAUUUCAUCACAUCCUGUCAAGGAUGAAGAAACUAAGGAAUCAGAAGUUGCCCAGGAUCAAAGAAACACUUCUUGGUGAAUUUUUGGAUGAAGCCAUUAAAUUAAUUGCUUGCCAUCAUGAGCAGAAGCAAGCGUGACAACAAUUUUUAUAGUGUAGAGAUUGGAGAUUCUACAUUCACAGUCCUGAAACGAUAUCAGAAUUUAAAACCUAUAGGCUCAGGAGCUCAAGGAAUAGUAUGUGCAGCUUAUGAUGCCAUUCUCGAAAGAAAUGUUGCAAUCAAGAAGCUAAGCCGACCAUUUCAGAAUCAGACUCAUGCCAAGCGGGCCUACAGAGAGCUAGUUCUUAUGAAAUGUGUUAAUCACAAAAAUAUAAUUGGCCUUUUGAAUGUUUUCACACCACAGAAAUCCCUAGAAGAAUUUCAAGAUGUUUACAUAGUCAUGGAGCUCAUGGAUGCAAAUCUUUGCCAAGUGAUUCAGAUGGAGCUAGAUCAUGAAAGAAUGUCCUACCUUCUCUAUCAGAUGCUGUGUGGAAUCAAGCACCUUCAUUCUGCUGGAAUUAUUCAUCGGGACUUAAAGCCCAGUAAUAUAGUAGUAAAAUCUGACUGCACUUUGAAGAUUCUUGACUUCGGUCUGGCCAGGACUGCAGGAACGAGUUUUAUGAUGACGCCUUACGUAGUGACUCGCUACUACAGAGCACCCGAGGUCAUCCUCGGCAUGGGCUACAAGGAAAACGUUGACAUUUGGUCAGUUGGGUGCAUCAUGGGAGAAAUGAUCAAAGGUGGUGUUUUGUUCCCAGGUACAGAUCAUAUUGAUCAGUGGAAUAAAGUUAUUGAACAGCUUGGAACACCAUGUCCUGAAUUCAUGAAGAAACUGCAACCAACAGUAAGGACUUACGUUGAAAACAGACCUAAAUAUGCUGGAUAUAGCUUUGAGAAACUCUUCCCUGAUGUCCUUUUCCCAGCUGACUCGGAACACAACAAACUUAAAGCCAGUCAGGCAAGGGAUUUGUUAUCCAAAAUGCUGGUAAUAGAUGCAUCUAAAAGGAUCUCUGUAGAUGAAGCUCUCCAACACCCGUACAUCAAUGUCUGGUAUGAUCCUUCUGAAGCAGAAGCUCCACCACCAAAGAUCCCUGACAAGCAGUUAGAUGAAAGGGAACACACAAUAGAAGAGUGGAAAGAAUUGAUAUAUAAGGAAGUUAUGGACUUGGAGGAGAGAACCAAGAAUGGAGUUAUACGGGGGCAGCCCUCUCCUUUAGCACAGGUGCAGCAGUGAUCAAUGGCUCUCAGCAUCCAUCGUCAUCGUCGUCUGUCAAUGAUGUGUCCUCAAUGUCAACAGAUCCGACUUUGGCCUCGGAUACAGACAGCAGUCUAGAAGCAUCAGCUGGGCCUCUGGGCUGCUGUAGAUGACUACUUGGGCCGUGGGGGGUUGGGAGGGAUGGGGAGUCGGUUAGUCAUUGAUAGAACUACUUUGAAAACAAUUCAGUGGUCUUAUUUUUGAGUGGUUUUUCAAAAAAUGUAGAAUUCAUUUUGUAGUAAAGUAGUUUAUUUUUUUUAAUUUCAAGUGAUGUAAUUUAAAACCUAAGUUGUGUUUCAAAACAGCAACAAAACUGUAUUGUAUUUUUUUGCUGUAAUUAACUGUAUAAUGUAAACCUAAUUAUUUUAUCAUGGUUUAAAUUUUUUGCAUAUUUGCUUUAUCUUAUGCUGCUGAUUUUUUUAACUGAAUUUGUAAGAUUUUGUUUAUCAAAGCAACUAUUAUGUGGUGACUUGCCUAUAUCAUGAAUUAUUUAAGAUUUUUAUAGGUUUUUUUUAUUAGAAUUUAUUUCAGAUGUUUUGUUCAUGAUACUAUCCUUCAGGGUUAUGUGCUUAUCAAUGAAAUAACCCCAGAGGAGUGAGGGAAAAUAACUUGUAGCCAGUUAUAUUCAGGAAUAACUACUGUAAAUGAUGAACGUGUUAGGAGACCUCCAAUAUUUGCUACUUGCCAAUCCUAAUUUAGUUACAAGAAUUGGUAGGCAAUCCUACUUAAUUUUGGCAAAAGCCCCGUCAUCUAAAUGGCAGAAUAACUCAGAGCAUGUCUUUGAAGAUGCUGGGCGUCUACCACCACCUUAUGUCCCGACCCUACCCAACAAAAAUAAGUAAAAAGAAUAUGGUGUAUUCUGCAAAUUUGUGGCAUGCUCAAAGUUUAUGAUCACAUAAAGUCAAGAGGAUACUUCAUGAAUAAUACAUUUCAAUGCAAAUAAACAGAUGGUUCACUUCUACUAGCUAUGAGCCUGUUUUUGUAUACACUGAGUUAAUCUACUCAGGCUGUAGGUCCCAGCAAUGUUCUAGAGUCCGGUCUUUCCCUUUUCCUGCAGCUUCGGGUCCUUGGACCUUUCCGGUUUCUAUUACUUGGAGUGUCUGUCAGUUGAGCACCAGUUGUUCUGGUGUUUCUGGCCAUUUGAUUCUACUUGUAGCAUAAUCAUUUAUACUAGCUAUUGGGAGGUUCCAAAGCCUACCUAGAUUUGUGUAGGUGAUGUAUCAAAUGAGCAAUAUACCGUUCAUCUGAAAAUAGUAGCACACAGCCAUAUAUAGGAUAUCAUUUUCUAAGGACUGUUUCUUCACAUUGAGCAGAGCAGGCAUAAAUGGUGGUUAUUUAGUCUGAGUCUUUUAUUUUUUUAUACCUGAUUUUCAGCAUAACACGCAAUGUGGAUGUCGAGUAGUGUUAAGAAUGGUGCUGCUCCUGACAAGUGUAUGUUAACUGUUUACAUUUUCUAUCUGCAGAAUUAUUUCUCUAUUACUGAACUUUUCCUAAGUAAAAUGUCUUUGAAGUCUCA
Pongo pygmaeus (Bornean orangutan) is the source of this 3255-nucleotide messenger RNA. RefSeq names its product mitogen-activated protein kinase 8 (gene MAPK8). Lineage: Eukaryota; Metazoa; Chordata; Mammalia; Primates; Hominidae. The record is from RefSeq and is a predicted model, not a curated record. Gene Ontology annotation, molecular function: ATP binding; MAP kinase activity. The transcript is spliced from 16 exons. The coding region runs from base 564 to 1718 and encodes 384 amino acids. Gene Ontology annotation, biological process: protein phosphorylation.